AUGAGUCUGCUACUUACUCGCCCGCGCUUCAUGCUGCCGACAUCAAAGACCGCAAAUUCGUCUUGCAAACGUCUCGAGUCCAUAUCUGUCGAUAUUCUGGUGGCCUUGGACAAUGACACCGCCGGCAAUCCUGCCUACAAGCAUCUGGCUCCAAAUCACCAAGCAGAAUUUCCAGGUGAUGGGGUCAAGCCACCUACCGCGCCCAUUACGACCCAUACAAAGGAGGCGUUCAUCAAGCUGCGAGCUGAUGCCGUUGCCCACCACCCCGAAAUCCAUCUGGAAGUGUUGGAUUCCGCAUCAACUGUUGACGACAAGCAGAACAAGGCUACCGUCUGGCUCAGAGGCUUCCUAACUAGUUACGAGUCUCCCGACAUGAUGACCCGCGAAAUGUGUUUCCGCAGCCUGACCGUCAUCAAAUCUCCAAAAACCAUCAAUCCAGAUGACUGCUGUAGGCCGAGGCUCACAUGCAGCAGCACGAGCAGCAAGACAUCCGCCAAGACUGUAGCCGAACAGUUCUAUCUUCUUCGUGUCGAUGUACGACCGCCUUUCGGUGGACUCAGCUUCGAUAUAGUCCACCAGUGGGCUUACGACGACCUCGCAAUCGUGUCUCCAACCGAUACGCUUCCCAUUGCGGAGGAAGGCGGGUUGACCAGGCCCUUCAUACAAAACAACAUUAUAUUCCCUCUGUUGCUAUCGAAGCCUCCACCGAGAAGGUGCCGGGCAAGUCAUGACCCAGUUCGUGGACACAUCGAUGUGCACGCCUGGAAUAGGAGGGCAGUCGCUAGCCUUCCUGCAAUACUGGCCCCAAAAAUUGCAAGUCUGGUCACUCCUGGGAUCGCUACGGUCGCCAUGAAGAAAGAAGUCGGCUACGAAGAAGUAGUGGCUGGCGCGGAAAUACACAUCCCUGAGUGUGAGCGGCGAGUGAGAGUCCGGCUUCGACUCAUCGAUGGUGGACAAUACCAGCAAUGCCAGAUUGUGCCAUUCGCCGUACCAUACUUCGAAGUGGCCAGUUGCUUCGAUAAGUUUCCGCCAGCAUGCCGAGGCCAACGAGAUCGAUCGAAUCGUCUCCUAGUGGAAAUUGCUAUCGCCGUGUAG
Molecule: messenger RNA, 1095 nt
Organism: Zasmidium cellare ATCC 36951
Lineage: Eukaryota; Fungi; Ascomycota; Dothideomycetes; Mycosphaerellales; Mycosphaerellaceae
Exons: 3
Coding region: 1-1095 (364 amino acids)
Source: RefSeq, a predicted model, not a curated record